AACAAAACGUGACAGUCACGACCCAAUCGUUUGAAACAAAGAAUUGUUUCAUGCCUUGUUAAAUCUCAUUAACUCAUGUUUAUUCAUCUGUAUGAUUGAAGCAACCAUACAGACAAAUACAAAUUCUGAGUCCUCGACUGUUUAACAAAGCCCCCCCCCCCUCCAAAAACCAACAGCCCAGAAUGUGACAGACAUUGUUAAAUGUUGCAUGUGCCUUUAAGAGCACUAUGUCCCACUCUACAUGUCUCGCUCGGAGCCUCAUAUGUGUUUGUUGGCAUCAGCUGUCCUCAGAGCUGAAUAGAGCAAGGGCAUCUUUUCCUUCACGUCAAUGGGAUUAGAGGAAGAAAUGCUCUGUUCAUUCUGCUGCCUGUCAUCUAAGUACUGUGGAGACAAAAUGGAAACGCAGUGUAGACAGAAGAUCACGACGUGUCACAAGUUUGAAUUUCGAAGCUGCUCAGGGUUUUUAGUUUCUUGCACAAAUGAACAAGAGGCCAAUCUUCAGAUCUGGAGGUAUGUAUGGAUAUAACCAAGGCUGCAGGCUCAGAGACAUCAUCCUCAGACAUCAUCCUCUCCUCGGCAUCCUCUUCUGGGGCUUCCUUCUGAACCCACUGGUCAGAUGAAGAGUUCAAAUGCUGCAUGCAGCACUGCAAUGGAGCCACAGGGUGCCUCACUCAGCCCCUGUGUCCCGUCCUCCUCUGUGUCUUCAAAACUUGGCCAAAGCAACUUGAGGAGAAUCAGCCGCACAGAGGACAGCAGUGUUUAUCCCAUCCCUGGCCUGGCAGAUGACAUUCUGCACAUGAGAGUGAAGGAGGGAAGCAAGAUCCGCAAUUUACUGCGGUUUGUGACAGCUCGCAUGCACGGGGAGGGGAGAGACAGCAACGGGACAUCUCUGAGGCAGGUGGUCUUCACUGGCUCAGGUAGGGGAGUCACCAAGACUAUCACCUGCGUGGAGAUCCUGAAACGUAAAGUGGGAGGGCUGCACCAGGUGUCCAAAAUCUACUACAAGACAGUGAAUGAGGUCUGGGAGGAUCCACAGCAGGCAGCUGCAGGGACAAGCACACAGAGGACGGUCCCUGCCAUCUGUAUCCUGCUCUCUAAAGACCCUCUGGAUCCCCAGGAGCCUGGAUACCAACCUCCACAGUCCCUGGGUGUUCCUGCAGAGGACACAGAGAGACGCGGGGCUCUGCUCAGGCCAGCUCAAAGUCCGUCCUCAGAGGACAGAGCAAAGAGACUGUGUCAGGACGACUGGAGCAUGUGGUCUCCCUGAAGAAACCAGGUCUCACUGCGGAUUGGAAAUUCGUAAGACUUGGUUAUUUUAUCAUGCCUGUCAGCCUCAUCAAAUUUUAAAGAGAAUAUGAAAUAACUGAAUUUAAAUAUCAGUCUGCUAUUCAAUGUUCAUGUACAAACAAUAAAUAGAUAAGCAUCAUUUUUAAUGUUUGUAUGGAGGUUCAUUAUAUAAGUAUUAUAAAAUGAUAAGCACAACUAUUUUUUUCAGAUAAAGAAAUUUCUUUCAUUUGAGAGAAAAGUGUUAUAAAGAAGUAACGUUCUGCACAGUUGUGAGUUUUUGAGAGACCGACUGACAUUUUUGCCCUUAUUUUUAUCAAGAACCAUACAAAUAUAAUAAAAUGUUGUAGAGUGCUGAUACUUA
Messenger RNA from Platichthys flesus (European flounder), 1648 nucleotides. RefSeq names its product ribonuclease P protein subunit p25-like protein. The transcript has a single exon. Gene Ontology annotation, molecular function: RNA binding. Gene Ontology annotation, biological process: tRNA 5'-leader removal. Lineage: Eukaryota; Metazoa; Chordata; Actinopteri; Pleuronectiformes; Pleuronectidae. The coding region runs from base 617 to 1267 and encodes 216 amino acids. The record is from RefSeq and is a predicted model, not a curated record. Gene Ontology annotation, cellular component: ribonuclease MRP complex.